UGAUUUAUUAGAACAAAAAUAAUUAUUUAUACUAAAACAAUCAUUUGGCAACAUCGUACCGAAUCCUUUCCACGUAACCUUCAUAUGGCCCCGUCCUUUCUAUAAAGCGUUCAUUCGCCGGGUGUAAUUUGUGUGGAGCAGAGUGUUAACGAGUUAUUGUAUAUUCCCGCAAUUUUUGUUCGCACAAUUAACCAUCAAUCAUGUCCCUUGACGAGCGUUUCAACCAAGCCGCCGAAGAUGUUAAGAACCUAAAAUCGAAACCAUCCGACAGUGACCUUUUGGAACUCUACGCUCUUUUCAAACAAGCUACCGUGGGCGAUGUCAACACUUCUAGGCCAGGUCUUUUGGACUUGAAAGGUAAAGCCAAAUGGGACGCAUGGAACGAAAGGAAAGGUCUUGCCCAAGACGAAGCCAAAGAGAAAUAUAUUGCCAAAGUCCAAAGCCUGAUCGCCGCUCUAGGCAAAAACUAAAAAAAGAAUCACAGCAAGUAAACUUUGGCUCAAUUGAACAAGUACCUAUUUUCUACUCUGGUGUGGAUAUUUCAAUCAAUUUUUUUACACUUAGUUAAGAAGAAAUGGGCGCUAUGUAAGCAUACAUAUUUAUAUUUUUAAGUUUUUGAUUUUCUGCAUUUAAUUGUACACAAUUUUUUGAAUAAAUUUAUUGUUUUUGAAUAAUGAAGUUUUUU
Ceutorhynchus assimilis (cabbage seed weevil) is the source of this 685-nucleotide messenger RNA. The record is from the annotation of a GenBank genome assembly. NCBI's taxonomy places the organism in Eukaryota, Metazoa, Arthropoda, Insecta, Coleoptera, Curculionidae.